AUGUUCCCCCCCUCUGUUCGUUCCUUCUUGUGCUCCUUCUGUCUCUCCGUGGUUGCUGUAUCUGCCGCUCCGGGACUUUCUCUUUCACUUUCUGGUGCCGACUCGGUGGUUGAUGUCCAGAACCUUAAUGUAGCCGCAACGCUAACUAACACUGGUGACACGACAAUAAAGGUCCUAAACGACCCUUCCAGCAUCUUGUCGACGUUCGCGACCCAUACCUUCGCCAUCAGCAGCGAUAAUGGAUCCCCCACUUUCACUGGUGUCAAGGUCAAAUAUGACCCCGACUACGUCGUGAAGAAGAACGUGUCCUCAUCCUUCACGGUCCUUGCACCUGGUGAAUCUGUCACCGUGAAUCAUGCUUUGGGUUCUGCUUACAACUUCACCGCCUCUGGCGAAGCUUCAUACAGCAUCGAGCCUUCCAGUCUCUUCUAUUAUGUUGACCCCGAUAACAAUGUGCUUGCCAGCAUCAACGCUGACACGCAACAGCACACUGCUAAGAUCAGCGGCACGCUUGCGGUUCCUCGCCGCUCCAACCUCAGCAAGAGAAUCAGCUACAAUGGCUGCUCUUCCUCCAGGCAGACCACCCUCAUUUCGGCUGCUGCUGCUGCCCAGACCUACGCCCAAGGAUCCUACACCUACCUGUCUUCGAACACGGCCAGUACCACACGUUAUGUCACCUGGUUCGGGACUUAUACCAGCGCUCGCCACGCCACCGUCCUUUCGCACUACUCCAACAUGCUCGCUCACCCUUACGCUGACUAUGAAUACGACUGUACUUGUACAGAGUCUGAUGUCUACGCCUACGUUUACCCCUCUGAGUUCGGGACUAUCUAUCUCUGCCCAGUCUUUUGGGAGACCACCACUACUGGCACCGACUCCAGGGGUGGAACUUUGAUUCAUGAGUCCUCCCACUUCACGAUCAUCGGUAGUACUGAAGACUACGUGUAUGGUCAGACUGCAGCCAAGUCCCUCGCGUCGAGCAACCCCAGUGAAGCUAUCGAGAACGCUGACAACCACGAAUACUUUGCAGAGAACAACCCUUCGCAGUCUUAA
Guyanagaster necrorhizus is the source of this 1053-nucleotide messenger RNA. RefSeq names its product peptidyl-Lys metalloendopeptidase. NCBI's taxonomy places the organism in Eukaryota, Fungi, Basidiomycota, Agaricomycetes, Agaricales, Physalacriaceae. The record is from RefSeq and is a predicted model, not a curated record. The transcript has 6 exons. Gene Ontology annotation, molecular function: metalloendopeptidase activity. The coding region runs from base 1 to 1053 and encodes 350 amino acids.